AUGACGUUGAAGGCUACAAUACUAAUACUUCCUAUUACAUUUUUUUUUGUAAUACAGUCUUUUAAAAAUGGUGAAGUUAGUUUGGAGUUUAUUACAAUAAUUAUCGGGACUAUAUCAAUAAAUGGCAUUCCUUGCUACUACAGCGACUUAUUAAUGGAGACGGGUGAAAGUGUGCGCUUAGCUAUCUACUCAUCUAAAUGGGAAAUGUACUGGGACAAACGAGUGCGUUCAAUAAUUCUUGUGGCACUAGUCCGCACAGAGAGACCUGUCGCAGUUCGCUCUAUGUUCCGACCUUUAUGUCUUGACGCACUUACUGAUGUUUUUCACCAAUCUUACGCGUUAUUUAACUUAAUGAAUGCUGCGUGGAAUUAA
Papilio polytes (common Mormon) is the source of this 372-nucleotide messenger RNA. Its product is annotated as odorant receptor 65a-like. Bases 1 to 372 code for a protein of 123 amino acids. Gene Ontology annotation, cellular component: membrane. Gene Ontology annotation, molecular function: odorant binding; olfactory receptor activity. Gene Ontology annotation, biological process: sensory perception of smell. NCBI's taxonomy places the organism in Eukaryota, Metazoa, Arthropoda, Insecta, Lepidoptera, Papilionidae. The record is from RefSeq and is a predicted model, not a curated record. The transcript has 4 exons.